ACACACACACACACACACACGCAUACUCAUGCGCAUCCUACUGUCAUGAUCAUGGCCACUCUUACUAAAGCUUUAAAACCAAUCUUGGGAAGGCAAUUGGGAAAUGCACCAAAGGUCUUUGGCGCAGCAGUCAGCAAUCAAAGAGGAAAACCUACAUACACAGGACAAAUCAUACCUCCUCCUGCCAAGUAUGGAGGCCGGCAUACUGUAACAUUGAUUCCUGGAGAUGGAAUAGGACCUGAGCUGCUUGGCCAUGUGCGGGAACUCUUCAGAUUCAGCUGUGUUCCUGUGGACUUUGAGGUGGUGAAUGUAAAUUCUUCAUUAACCAGUGAGGACGACAUAAAAAAUGCCAUUAUGGCCAUUCGCCGCAAUGGAGUUGCUCUUAAGGGUAACAUAGAGACUAACCACAUAAUGCCCCCUAACCACAAGUCAAGGAACAAUCUUCUACGCACAAGUCUAGAUCUGUAUGCCAAUGUGAUGCACUGCCAGUCACUUCCUGGAGUCCAGACGCGCCACAAAAACAUCGACAUCAUCAUCAUUAGAGAGAACACAGAGGGCGAGUACAGCAGUCUGGAGCAUGAGAGUGUUUCAGGAGUUGUAGAGUGUCUGAAAAUCAUCACGAGGACCAACUCCCUCCGCAUCGCUGACUAUGCCUUCAAACUGGCCCGAGAGAAAGGUCGCCGCAGGGUCACGGCUGUCCACAAGGCUAACAUCAUGAAACUGGGGGAUGGGCUGUUCUUGCAGUGCUGUAAGGAGGUGGCCUCUGGUUACCCAGACAUUGAGUUUGAUAGCAUGAUUGUAGACAACACCACCAUGCAGCUUGUUUCUAAGCCCCAACAGUUUGAUGUUAUGGUGAUGCCUAAUCUCUAUGGCAAUGUAGUCAGCAAUGUGUGUGCGGGGCUGGUGGGUGGACCCGGUCUGGUGCCUGGUGCCAACUACGGACGAGACUAUGCUGUGUUUGAAACGGCCACCAGGAAUACAGGAAAGAGCAUUGCCAACAGGAACAUCGCCAACCCCACUGCCAUGCUGCUUGCCAGCUGCCUCAUGUUAGAUCAUCUCAAGCUUUAUGACUAUGCCACCAUGAUCCGAGGUGCAAUUCUCACCACUAUGAACAAGACCAGGUUACACACAGUUGACAUUGGGGGGCAGGGCACAACUUCAGAAGUGGUUCAGUCUAUCAUGAGAAACAUCGAGAGUGGUGGUCCCCUCACAACCGAUAUCUAAGCUCUGGCAGCAUCACUCCACAUCUGUUUGAUGCAUCAGCUUCGUAAGGACAUCCGUCACAUGAACUUCAGUCCAAAGAUUCAUUUAAAAUGCAGCAUUGUACAUUUGGUGUUUCUUGGGCAUAGUGGUCUUUCCUUGGGAACGGUAGAGCUUUCAGAUGUAUCAUAUUGUUUAAAUGCUAUGCUAACGCAGUAUUUAUGAGGUUCUUGAAUUGGGGUUUCUGUUUCUGCUGCUCAAUUGCAUUCCAAAUUUGAUCAGUUCUUAACACGUUAUUCUAAAACACAGUGUAUUCAUUUUGGGUUUACUUUAAUGAGCCUGAAUAAUAUGAACAAACCUCCAACUGUCCAUUUCAUACUUGUAUAAACUACUGCAUUUUACUUUUCUAGCAGCUUACAGUGUUGGGUGUUUAAAUGGACUUCAUGCUCUGGUAUGAUAUUUUUUCAUUAGACUAGUAUUAUUUAAGCUUAAUGUUGGUUUACUGUUGCAUCAUUUAGUUCAGACCUUUAUGUUAAUUUAAGUUCUUGAUAUGCAGUGGUUAAUUGUAUUAUUGAUCUGUCAUACUGUCAUCUUAUGAGUUAAACAUGCACAUUUUACAUCAAACAUGCAAGUUGUCAUGCCAAGCCUUUUUGACUCCAAGGCUGUCCACAACUUUUUUUAAAUUAGUUUUUACUUGUAAGUUCUACCUGAUAAAAUAUAUCAGAGCUUGACAUUACUAUAUACUGCUAAUUAUUAAAAAAUUUAAUUGAAAUAACUCUCUCUGAGUCACCCAGUCCCCAUGAGUGAGAAACACUGCUGUAAGAGUUAAAAAAAACUGUACUGUCUCACAAAUCAUUAAUGGCUCAAAGGUAAUCCAAUGACAUAAUGAAUAAAAUGGUUGUCCUCUUUAAAAUGUCUUGUUUAGUGUAGAUCACUGACUACUUAAAGACUGAGAAAUAUACAUUUGCACAUUUUUGUUUUUCACAUCUGACAUGACAAACAAGACAAGUGUUAGCUAUGGGAUGUAUUCAAGAUGUGUUGUGUUAAGGCUUUCAGGAGCCGGAGAGUUUGGCAGACAGUACACUUGCAGUUCCAUUAAAGCAAACACUGUCCAAGUGAACAAUAGUGGCAAGAAAACAUCAACUUUCCAGUCGAAGAAUUAUAUCUUUUUGGGGCUAUUGCCGAAUGUUCUGUAUUUUGAACCAAGAAAAAAAAGAAACAUGUUUUCCUGCAGACAUCGUUAUUUACAGGCCAACAUACUGACUAAAGGAUUGAUGCAUCAAGUGUGAGUCUGGGCACUAGAGGGCAACAAAUCAUAGAUAAAUGUAUCUUUUUGGAAACAGCUUUGUGCAUAACCAAUAAAGUCAGUUCAAAUUGAUUCUUAGCCACAAAACCGCAUGUGUUCUUUUCCAAAUAAUCCGACAAGAUGACAUGAAAAUCUUUUGAUUGUUUACAGCUGGACCUCUCUGUGUGGAAAAAAAAAUAUCAUGAUGUUCUGAGCUGGAAACCCAAGGGAAUAUUAUAAAAAAAAAUUAUAUUAUGAAUCUUAGAAAUUUAAUUUCCAGUGACAUGCGUCAGAAAAAAAACCAGCCAUUCCCACUGCCGUUCAACAGCCUUUGCAAUCGCUAACAAAAUACAGCAGCUGGGGAAAAUAUGUGGAAUGUUAUUUGUAGUACAUUAUACAAGUCUUUGAACAAAUAUUGGGGUUAAAUAUCAUGUAGCCCUGUACAAAGUGUUUUUAACGAGAGCCAAAACGAGUGAGAUGGCUUGUAAAAAUCUGUGAAUACUAGAACAUGCAGUCUGAUGAAGGUGAUGUCUUGGAGAAAGUCUUGAGAAUUAACCAUUGCUGUACUGCAGUGCAUGAUCUGAACUCAAUCAGUCAAUGCUGAAUAUUUCAUGUUAACAUAUUUAUUUGUUGAAUAGUUGUGUAAUAAGCAGGAUUAUGGACAAUAGCCAGUCAAUAUAGCAAAAUAAAGGUAGUUUGACCCAGUCCCAA
This is a messenger RNA of Pimephales promelas (fathead minnow), 3196 nucleotides long. RefSeq names its product isocitrate dehydrogenase (NAD(+)) 3 non-catalytic subunit gamma (gene idh3g). Gene Ontology annotation, biological process: tricarboxylic acid cycle; isocitrate metabolic process. Gene Ontology annotation, cellular component: mitochondrion. The record is from RefSeq and is a predicted model, not a curated record. NCBI's taxonomy places the organism in Eukaryota, Metazoa, Chordata, Actinopteri, Cypriniformes, Leuciscidae. Gene Ontology annotation, molecular function: oxidoreductase activity, acting on the CH-OH group of donors, NAD or NADP as acceptor; magnesium ion binding; NAD binding.